Molecule: messenger RNA, 4374 nt
Organism: Pantherophis guttatus
Lineage: Eukaryota; Metazoa; Chordata; Lepidosauria; Squamata; Colubridae
Gene: CDHR2
Product: cadherin related family member 2
Biological process (GO): homophilic cell-cell adhesion
Cellular component (GO): plasma membrane
Molecular function (GO): calcium ion binding
Source: RefSeq, a predicted model, not a curated record
UGUGUAAAAAUAGAGAAAUCGCCACCGCAAGAAUAGGGGUGGAAGUCAUGUAAAGCCUCAGGAGUUUCAAGCUUCCCUUCCCAAUCAUAAAGGACAAUUUAAUGCAUAAACAAGACUUCAGCACUGACGACAAUCUGAAAAGGAAGAUUUUUCAAGGAAGGAGAGUUGAACUUUUCUAUCUACUCAUUUCAGUUAAUGAUUGAUGAGCUAAUGUAUAACAGGAGCCAAAGUCUGCAUAAGGCACUCAGACCUCCAUCACCUGCAAAAGAACUGGGCAAUUCCCCAUGAGCCUGCAUGAUUCAAGAUCUCCUCGCCUCAGCAGGAUGCUCUGGCUUUCAUGGGUAGUUUUCUCUCUAUUUCUGACAUUAGCAUCCGCGAACAAUAGCCCAAAGUUCAACAUGAACAGCACCUUUAUGUUGCCAGAAGACACACCUAUAGGCACCUUGGUUUUUCAGUUGGUGGCAGAGGAUGUUGAAAAUGAUACAUUAUACUACAGCAUUGGGGGUGAAAAUGCUUACUACUUCUCACUUGAUAGUAGAACAGGCAAUGUGAUGCUGAAGCAAUCUGUGGAUUAUGAGCAAACAAAAGUUAUCCUGCUCAAUGUGGAAGUGACAGACAAGAUAACUUUACCAACCUCUAAAAAAAUCACUAUCAUUAUAAAUGACCGGAAUGACAAUAAACCAAUAUUCCAGAAUGAACCUUAUCUGAUAGAUGUCCUUGAGAACACAACAAUUGGUACCCCAAUCUAUGAUGUGAGAGCUGUGGAUAUUGAUAGUGAAAAUGCUGGACAGGUAUCCUAUAAAAUCAUAGAGGUCAUUCCAAACAAUGCAGAGAAUCGUCAGCUUUUUUACAUUCUGCAAAAUGGCACUGUGGUGUUGAACGGCUCACUCAGUUACAACAAUAAGAGCACUUUCUAUCGAAUCAAGAUCUUUGCUACGGACAAUGGAGGAUUGUGGAAUGGUUUUUUAAUCUACCAGAACAAUACGGCUUAUAUAUCUGUGACAGUUAUUGAUGUUCCAGAUCUGGAUCCAGAGUUUUUGGGAGAGCCAUAUGUAGCCUCAGUGUCAGAGAACUGCCCUCUGGGUACUCCUAUAAUGACAGUAUUGGCCAUUGACAAGGACAAAGAUGUGAAUGAUAUAAUCCUUUACAGUCUCAUCAAUGCCAGUAACCUGUUUACAGUGAACCAGACCACAGGAGUCAUCACUGUGAGUAGUGACCUGGACCGAGAAGGCGUGCCAGGUGAAGAGGUGCAAUUUCAGAUUGUUGCUCAAGAAAAAAACUUGAACAUUUACCAUCAAGUGGUACAAGUGACUUCCCAGGUGACCAUCCAUAUCACUGAUAUCAACGAUCACAAACCUCAGUUUUAUUUAUGCACGGGUCCUCCCUGCAACUUCACAGGCCCUACAGAGGUCAAUGUUUCAGGUCAGAUUGAGGAACAUGCUUCUGCCAGAACAUCUGUGGCCAACCUCAGCAUUGUAGCCUAUGAUCCUGACAAGGGUGAAAAUGGGACUUUCCAGCUGUUCCUGAGAGGUCCUGAUGCACUGGCAUUCUCAGUGUCACCCAGGCAGAUUGUAAAUGAAGGCACUGUUCAAGUGCUGGUGAGAAAUUCAAGCCUUGUGGAUUAUGAAACCAGAACUACUAUGAGUGUGGAGAUUGUAGCAAAUGAUACUAGAAGGACAGUUGAUUGCUGCUCUUUUGCCACGGUGACCAUCCAUCUUCUUGACAUCAAUGAUCACAGGCCUGAAUUCAGACAGACUGACUACAAGCUCUUUGUAUUGGAAGAGAGCCCACCUGGUUUUAUUGUAGCUUCUAAUAUCACAGCCACUGAUCCAGAUAGUGGAAAGUUUGGUGAGAUCACCUACCAAUUACUGCCUAAGAACAUCCAAUCAGAUUUCACUGUGAAUUCAAUGAACGGUACAAUAUUUGUGGCCAAUGGCAGUAAAAUAAAUUGGGGGAUGCGCAAUGUCUAUUAUGCCACUUUGCAAGCAAUGGAUGGUGACGGGCUGAUUGGUUCUACCCAAUUGGAGAUCACAGUGAUUGACAUCAACAACAAUCGUCCAGUUGUGAUAGGUUCCUACAACUUCAUGGUCAUUGACGGCAACACCAUCGAGCCUUUCAGGAUCGAGGCCAAUGAUCAGGAUAAGCCAGAAACCAAUAAUAGCUAUUUGCAUUAUGAAAUUAUGCCUAGCAAUUUCAGCAUCAACUUCACUAUUAACCCAGAUACUGGAGAUGUGGUCAGCAAAGGGCCCUUGGACCGAGAAGCUAUUCCUGUGGAGCUCAAUGGGAAGAUAGUGGUGACAAUACUUGUAGAAGACUUGGGGAUCCCUCAGUUGAACACCACGGUCAAUGUCACCAUCACUGUGGAGGACAAAAAUGACAAUGCACCCAGCUUCAGCAGUUCAAAUUAUGAAUUCUCUGUUUAUGAAGACUUGCAAGGUGCCUUGGUUGGAGUUGUGGAAGCCAGAGAUGCUGAUCAAACACAAAUUCACAACCGUAUUUCAUUCUACAUUAAUAGCAGCACAGGCUCAAACAACUUUCUAAUUCGCUCAAGAGCCCAGGGAUCUGGCUGGUAUCAGGGCAUGUUGUCUUUAGACCCAGAAAGUGUUCUUGACUAUGACAAAAUGCAGGAGAAGUUCUACAAUCUCAUUCUACGGGCUGAAAAUUCAGACUUAGGGGAAACAGUGGAAGCUGCCAUUGCCAUGGUGAGGGUGUAUGUGCUAGAUGUCAACGAUGAGUCCCCAACCAUUGUACCAUUUCCACCAGAAAACAUUCACAUUACAGAGAAUGAAAAACUACAUACAUUAGUAGCUGAGCUGGAGGCUACUGAUAAGGACACCAACCACUCAUUAGUAUUCCAGGAGUUGGCUGUUGCAUGUUUCAACAGUACAGGCAGUGUAGGCAAUAUAUGUCACCACUGGUUCCACCUAGUAGCCAAUGGAUCACUUUUUGUGACUAGUUCAGAUAUAGACUAUGAACUGUGCACCCAAGUGGAAAUCACACUGCGUGUUAAGGAUGAGUUCACUGCAGUAGGAAAUCCCUACAGUAGAAAUGAGACUCUGGUCAUCUUAAUUGAUGAUGCAAAUGACAACGCACCCCAGUUUUAUCCUGUCAACGACACCUUUGUAAUAAUCCCAGAACUCUCUCCAGUUGACCUGUCUGUGGCUGAGGUCAAGGCCAAGGAUGCCGAUUCAGGUGAAAAUGGUGUGAUUACAUUUAGCAUCUCCGAGAUAGUUUUCAUUCAGGACAAAGAAGAUGAACAGAAGUUUCCCGGUGUUUUCAAAGUGGCAAAAACAAUGGAGAAGGAUAUCUCUAUGGGAAUCAUCCGAAUAGCAAGCAGCCUUAAUAGCAUGUUGGAAGGCCAAUAUCGGGUGAAAGUGGAAGCCAAAGACAAUGGAACUCAAGCCCUAAGCAAUUUCAUGUCACUGGAUCUCUUCAGUGUGGCUAAGAGUUACCGUAUAAAACUGAAAUUUGGUAUCGCUUUAAAGGAACUGCAGGAUAACUCGAAUGAUAUCAAAAGAAUUCUGAGCAAAGCAACUGGAACAACAGUCUACAUAGCAGCAAUCUAUACAGACGAUUCAUCAACCUCCAAAUCUGAAAGGGCUCCGGAGAAGACUGCAAUGGAUGCCUAUUUUGUUUACAAGAAUGGCACAGCUCUGACUGAUGAACAUGUGCUCAUGCUCAUUCGAAGAAACCCGGAACAGUUAGAACAACUUACCAGUCUUGGCUUGUCGGUCAUUGGUCCUGCAGAUGUGAAAGAACCUAAGAAAGACAUGGAGUUGUUUGGUAUUAUUAUAGGGUUGACAGCAGCUGUCUUCAUCCUCCUCCUCAUCCUGACUGGGACAGUAAUUGGCAUGAGAAAAAGUUAUACAAGGAAGUUGAAGGCACUCAAAGCUUUGAAGGUGGCUUCACAUUUCUCAGCCAAUGAAGUGCAGCAAGGACCUGCCAUCCCUGGGACCAAUAAAUAUAAUGCAGAAGGGGCUAAUCCUGUGCUUGGUUUCUCCUUGGAUCCUUCUAUGAACUUUGAGGAAAACGCCAGUUCUGAGGUGGCCAGCCUGAACUCUCUGGAUGAAAACAUGGUUGAUGCUGCACACGACUUAUUUCCUGCUAAACUGAAACUGGACAAAACAGAUGCUCAGCAGGAAAUAAACAAUUGGGAAGAGCCCUUGAAAGCUGCUUUAGACAGCCAUAGGAAGUACAAGCCACUGCAGCAAGGGAACUUCAAACAGGCACCUCUAGACUUUGGAAACUCUUCUUUGAAUACUACAGAAAUGUGACUGUGCCCAUUUCCUUCUGGCAAAACAAUGUCCCAAAUGUAUAGCAGCUGUGACCUGAAGAUGCUGAAAUACUAAUGAAAUAAAUUAUAAAACAUUGGGA